CCUCGAACUGGAGUGCACACCGGCUACACAGACUGGCGAUACUGUACAUGCUACCCGCAAUACUCUACUACCCAGACAUGCGACACUACUUGGCAUAUUCUAGCUUCUAAAUAAGAACUGUUCCCAUAAUGAUCAACUUUCAAUCCCUUGUCUUCUGGUGGUUUCUCCCGCGCGUCGUCAGCUACAUUCAAAGCUUUCUCUAUGCACUCCUCUACCGCGCCGGCUCCCGCAAGCCGACCCCGGGCAGCCAGCGAUAUGUCCAGCAUAACCGCACAAUACACAUUUCUGUGCUCGCCAUCUUCAUGCUCUUCUCCAUCUACCAAGCCGUAUGGGAUAUGCAGCGGGAAGGCACUCUGUACGGUGCCCUCGACGUUUCCCCAACCGCCGAUGACCGCGCCAUAAACAGUCGCUUCCGUCGCAUCACCGCCGUGAUGCACCCGGACAAGAUCGCAGACCCAUCGCGCCGCGCCUUCGUCGAGACACAGUACGUGCUCCUUAAAGAAUACCGCGACAUACUCUCGGAUACGGCGAAGCGCUACGCGUAUGAUCGCCUGGGCCCGGAGGUGCUGAAACUCGACCCGAAGCACUACCGCUCAGUGUGGGACUACGUGCAGUACGGCGGUAUUCAGGCCAUGCAGACGUAUCUAGGCGGGCUGGCGUUUAUGCUUCUGGCGCAGUACGUAGGGAUCGCGCCGCGCAGAAAUCGAUUCUGGCAGUGUCUGGCGUUUAUGUGUGUGUUUGCGCUGAACGUGCAUGUCUUGACACAUACUACCGUACCGGCGUUUAUGCGGCAUCUGAAUGCUGUUCUGGCGGCGAUAAAGGUGCGUCCGUUACUGCCGUAUCAGUUCCUACGCGUUGUGUCGACGACGGCGGUGGCGGCAUUUAUUGCGUCGCAGCAGGCGGCCUCGAUUCCACCGCUACCGUCGUCGCAGCGCCAAGUGGGGAUCGUGGAUGGCGAUCAGACGGCGCAUAACCACAAGCAGAUCAACGAGAUUGUCACGACGCAGACUAGCCUCAAUAUGGACGGGAUGCGUCUGCUGCAGAUGGAAACGGCGCCGUUCCAGGGCGAUGAACGACAGAUGAAAGAGCUGCAGGAGCGCAUGUCGGAUUGGAUACUACAGAACGCCGUACGAGCGGAUGCGAAAGUCCGGAAUGCCGUCGGGCAGCAGAUCAUGAAGAGGCGUGAGGGGGCGCCGGCUGGUGCGCGGGGGACGACAUGAAGGCUCGAGGUUCGAGGGAAGCUUUUGUAUAUCUGCAUAGCGAGGCGCCAUAGAUGGGGUGGAUAUAGAAUCGUUGCUCAGGAUUGCCAAAUUUGUAUCAAUAGUAGGUGAUUUCAAGAACACAUGGAUUUGCUGAGCUGGAGCUUCAGAAGGGGCACUAUUAUCUACAUCCAUGCGAAUCUUCCGGCACCGGCAAUAACGACGUUGCCACACUUCCAAUGUCACCGAAUCUGUUCUACUAACACACCUCAGACGCUUCUCAAGCUGGUCCGUCAGCAGAAUCCCUUCUCAUACUAC
Pseudovirgaria hyperparasitica is the source of this 1517-nucleotide messenger RNA. RefSeq lists its product as uncharacterized. NCBI's taxonomy places the organism in Eukaryota, Fungi, Ascomycota, Dothideomycetes, Acrospermales, Acrospermaceae. Gene Ontology annotation, biological process: cristae formation. The record is from RefSeq and is a predicted model, not a curated record. The coding region runs from base 129 to 1220 and encodes 363 amino acids. The transcript is spliced from 2 exons.